Osmerus eperlanus (European smelt) is the source of this 1513-nucleotide messenger RNA. RefSeq lists its product as uncharacterized. The transcript is spliced from 6 exons. The coding region runs from base 52 to 819 and encodes 255 amino acids. The record is from RefSeq and is a predicted model, not a curated record. Lineage: Eukaryota; Metazoa; Chordata; Actinopteri; Osmeriformes; Osmeridae.
CCGCAGUGUGCUACACGUGUGAUUUUGUUGCCGUUCUGAAGACUCACAUGUAUGGCAAAUACAAAAAUAAGUAAAAUGGCUAAGAGUAAACCACUGGAUACGGAACCCAAAUGCAGUGUGUCCAAGAGGAAGAAGUUGCAUUCAAGUGAGCAGGAUGUCAGUAUGGAUGUAAACGUGGAAAGAAAAGUGAAAAAGAAAAAAAAAGCUAAGACUGACACAGAGGUACCCGUCAUAGCUUUGUCAAAGCCGGUAUCUGAGGAGGCUCCGACAAAAAAAAUUAAGAAACGCAAACAACCAACAGAACACAUACGGAAGGAGAAGAAGAAAAAGAAGGCUAAAAUUUCUGAGACAACUAAGCCAUUAAAAGAAGAGGAGGAGAUGGAGGUGAUGGAGGGAGAGGAAGACUUGAGUCCCGAAGAAAGACGAGUAUUGGAGAGAAAGAUGAAAAAGAUUCUGAAGAAGGACAAGAAGAACAAGCUGAAAAUGGAGGGAAAGACAGAGGAGAUUGUGGAGGCCCACAAACCCAUCGCCCCACAACAGGCACUAGACUACCUGAGCUGCUGGGCUGAGAACCGAAAGGACUGGAAGUUCCAAAAGACAAGACAGACGUGGUUACUACAGCACAUGUUCGACACGGAGAAGGUUCCAGACCAGAGCUUCUCGGUGCUGCUGCAGUACCUGGAGGGUCUGCGAGGAGUGGCCAAGGACACCACAGUGCAGAAGGCCGAGGCGCUGACCAGGGAACACGAGGGAUCGGAGGAAGAAGAGGCCCUGAAGAAGACAAACCGAGCCAGAGAGAUCAUCCAGCUGCUGUCCUGACCCUACACCAACACCACCACCAUCUGUGGCACGAUACCGUCAUCAGUUCACUGUUUUAUUACUGUACUACACAAUAAAAUAGUCUUUCAAUUGUUUCUUUCAGAAAAUCAGAAAGAAUAUCUGGCUGCAUUCAUUACAUUUAAGGUAACCUAUAAACAUUGUGUAAAGAUAACUAUUCAACCAAGUAGCGUUUGAAAGGAUCUAUACUCGACUGGGCUUGCCUGCUGCACAACAGUCAAUGUUCCUGAAAGAACAAACCCUGUUUGUCUUUCACCCUGUCCAGACAACGUUUCCAAUAAGCUCAUUACUGUGGACUGCUUGAGAAGGAUGAGUACGUUGUAUUAUACUGCUUAUUCCAUUACAAGUGAUAGCCACUAGAUGGCAGUAAGACUUUAUACUAAUGAAAUGUAUAGCAGAAGUGUCUACAAGAGAAGCUUGGGAGAUAAAGCACGUCUAUCAACGGAUUUACUUUGGUCCCAGUCACAUUACACAGUUUAAUAAUAAUUUAAUAACAUAAUUUAAUUUUAUAUCGUUUCGAAAGUGAAAAGCACGCCACUGAAGGAGAGAGUUGUUGAAUCGUGUUCCGCUUUGGUGGUUUUGGUUGAAUCCUGAUGUUUAUGUCCCCUAUUAUUAUUAUUACUAAUGGUCACAUUUAAGUCUCAUUUCCUUUCUGUGUGUAUUUGAUUAAGGUCAA